CAGACGUUGUUUUGCGCACAUUUCAAAUGCCGUGGACACGACAAACGGAUUGCUAGCGAGUUAGCCGCACUCUGACGAAUUAUCUUCUGACAUUUAAUCUGACUGUGGUGGAACCAUGAGAGUGAGUGAAGUCCACGCAGCAGAGUCUGUUGCCUACUUCAACAGGGCAAUGGCCAGGUUGCAGAGCAUUUGGGAAGAAAUCGGGAUUCCAGAGGAGCAGAGACUAGAGAACCAAAGAAGAACUAAAGCUGUUCACAAGCACAUUAAAGGUUUGCUAGAUCUAAUGAUUGAUGAGGAAGAGGCGCUCAAGGAGAAAUUGGAGAAAAACAUAGAGAUCAAUCACAAGGAACUUAGUAAAUUAUGCAGUGAGCUUCAGUUGCCCCCCUUUGAGCAGGAGGUUGGCCACACUAUGCUGCAGAAGGAGAAGAACAGCCGCACACAUCUAGAGGUGAUGAAGGAGCACAGGAGGCAAAGAAUGGAGGAACUUAAAGACCUUGCUGUCAAAGACCGUAAACUGUGUGAUAUUAUGUGCACUACUCCAUUUUCUAUUGACCAUGAUGCCGUCCCAUCACUGAAACAGCUGGAGAAAUACCAUGCCUACAUUGAUGAUCUGACCAAAGAAAAGGAUCGUUGUCAUGAUGAAUUUAUGAGCAUAAAGAAAGACAUUGUUGUGUGCAUGGAUGACCUGGAGCAACAGCCAGAGACCAGUUUUGAGAUGGAUGUGAUGUAUGGAGAUGAGGAGGCAUUUUGCUUGUCAAAUGACAAUAUGUCUGCUCUUAAACUGCUCCUCAGUCAGUUACAAGAACGCAAGACUGAGAAAGAAGUACGUUGUUCAGCUUUCCGCACUAAGAUCCAGGAACUUUGGGAUAGACUUCAGAUUCCCCAAGAGGAGCGGGAGGCCCUAUCUGAGCAUAUGGUCAAGUCAAAGAAGAAAAACAUCGAGGCACUCCAGGCAGAGGUCCAGCGUCUAGAGGUGCUGAAAAUGCAGAGCAUGAAGAGUAUCAUUGAGGCCAUAAGAGCCGAGAUAGCCGUUCUAUGGGAGAAAUGCUUUUGCAGCCAAGAACAGCGGCAGGCUUUUGUUCCAUAUCAUGAUGAUGAUUUCACUGAAGAGCUGCUCAGCCUGCACGAGGCUGAGGUCAGGACCCUGAAGAACUGUUAUGAGGACCAUAAAGAACUCUUUGAGGGAGUCACAAAAUGGCAGGAGACCUGGUCGUUGUACUUGGAACUUGACAAAAAAGCUAAUGACCCUUCAAGGUUCAACAACAGAGGUGGUAACCUUCUGAAAGAAGAGAAGCAGAGAACUGAUCUACAGAAAAGUUUGCCUAAGCUGGAGAAAAUUCUGAAGGCCCAGAUUGAUGUUUGGGAACAGGAACAUGGCAAGAAGUUUUUGGUACAUGGGCAGAACUUCCUUGAAUAUGUGCAGCAGCAGUGGGAUCACCACCACACUGAAAAAGAGAGAGAGAAACUGGAAAGGCAACUGAAGAAAAGCAAACAGAUCCAGGAGGACAUGUUGUAUGGGACCGCAGUGAAGACCCCAUCCAAACGGCGGAUAGCAGGGACUCCUACACCUGGAAAAGCAAGAAAGCUCACUGGCACGUCAACCAUUUCUACUCACAACACCAUCCUUAGCGCAGCCCUCAGUGGAACCAUGUGCCAGUCCUCCUUCCAGAAAGCGCCUUUAUCUGCCAGCAAGGGUCUUGGCCUGCGAACCCCUGGAUAUUGCAAGACUCCUCGUGCACUAGAACGUAACAAGGAAAAUGUCACCCAUCCUAGUAGAAAUGCUCCAAGUGCCAAGUCUCCUGAGACUGAGCUCACCUUCAACUUUAACACUAUUGCUGGCUCCUAUUCGGAAUUUACGCAUGACCUCACGAAGGCUUCUAAAUCAAAUGUGAAGACAGGGCUGCUGAACUCCACUGUCAGUCAACAGUGAUGGUUCACAAGAAGCGAGUCGCCGUCACACAGUGAGCCUGGUCUGGGUUUUAUAGUGAACUAUAAACUUUAAAUGUAACUAUAUUAAGACUCAACCCUGUUUUUAGACUGUUUCAGGGUUACUGCUAGUUCUCUGCUUUGUGUACUUUUAUGGCAUUGCUUUAAUUAAGAUGUAAUACUUUUAUUACUGUAGCAGUCAGCCAGUGCACCGUGAUUUUCUUACACCAGCGGACUGAUGGCUGAAUUUGCUUUUUAAAGAUUUUGCAUUUUUUUUAUCACGCUGUAAAUAA
Messenger RNA from Monopterus albus (swamp eel), 2219 nucleotides. RefSeq names its product protein regulator of cytokinesis 1-like. Gene Ontology annotation, molecular function: microtubule binding. Gene Ontology annotation, biological process: mitotic spindle midzone assembly; microtubule cytoskeleton organization. Lineage: Eukaryota; Metazoa; Chordata; Actinopteri; Synbranchiformes; Synbranchidae. Gene Ontology annotation, cellular component: cytoplasm; spindle; mitotic spindle midzone. The record is from RefSeq and is a predicted model, not a curated record.